AUGGACACCUCCAUACCAACCCGCUUCCUCAUCCUCUCCGACACGCAUGGAAAGAGCCUCUCCCUCCCCACAGAACCCAUAGACGUCCUCAUCCACUGCGGCGACCUAACGGAAGAAUCCCAACUGCACGAAAUGCAAACCACCAUCAACAUGCUCCAUCAAGUAAACGCUCCCCUCAAAUUGGUCAUUCCUGGCAAUCAUGACUUUACCCUCGACACACCCAUGUUCCACRCAAAACUCACAGAAGCAAAACUCUCGACCGAAGACCCCGUGGUGGUGCAAACCUAUGGCCGAGCCGGAGAAGCGCGGGAAUUAUUCGAAAAAAGUCCAGAACUCACUUUCCUGGACGAAGGAACUCAUUCCUUUAUCUUAAUCAACGGUGCGAUGCUGACGGUUUAUGCAAGCCCUUAUACCCCCUCCACAAACGACUGGGCAUUCCAAUAUAAUCCCCAAGAAGACCAUCUUUGGGAUAUUCCCAACGACGUAAAUGUCGUCGUGACGCAUGGUCCCCCACGCGGGAUUUUCGACCAAACGGACACGAACCUUCGAGUGGGAAGUCCCAGUUUAUUCCAAGCUAUUUCACGUAGUCGUCCAAUGAUGCAUUGUUUCGGACACGUGCAUCAUGGUUGGGGAGCGAAACUUGUGAGUUGGAGGGAUGAGGAUGACUUGCAGGGGGAGGUUUCACAUUUUACUGUGAUUGAUAACGAGAGGUCGAGGAUUGUGCAGAGUCUCGCUACGAUUCGGGCGGGGAAAUACGAUUCUGAAGAGAGGAAGCUGGAAAAGRAGAGGUGUUUGGAGGAGUUUACUAGGAGAGGGUAUUGUACUGCUGGAGGUGGAAUUCUAGGACAGACGAUGUUUGUGAAUGCUGCUAUUCAAGGCUGUGAGGAGGAUUAUCCGGAGCAUUUGCCGUGGAUGGUGGAAAAUUGGCCUGCCGAGAUGGAGGGAGGAAGUUGA
Molecule: messenger RNA, 954 nt
Organism: Ramularia collo-cygni
Lineage: Eukaryota; Fungi; Ascomycota; Dothideomycetes; Mycosphaerellales; Mycosphaerellaceae
Exons: 1
Coding region: 1-954 (317 amino acids)
Molecular function (GO): hydrolase activity
Source: RefSeq, a predicted model, not a curated record